UUCAGUAAAUUUCAGGCGACGUAUAUUGCGUGAGCCGUGCACCCGCGACAGAAAAUGUGCAGAAAGAAACAACGGGAAGUCGCAAAAAUACUCAGGUUUUGUGCAGUUCAGUGUUUGCAAUUCGAAGGGCCAAGGGAUAGAUCUGAUUUUGCAGCCAGGCCUAGAUUCUGACCAUGGCCUUCUCUUUCAAGCAUGGGGCGGACAAGGGCCCCAUCAAACCCAGCUUUCAGGAUAAGAUGAAGAGCUUGAGCGAUCAGGAACGUAUGCUGCUCCAGAAGAGACAGGAGAUCGAGAGGAAGAUGGCUCAGAAGAAGAAAGAGGCAGCAGCAGCGGCUGCCGCACAAGCUGCUGCUGCUGGAGCUAAACCCAAGACUUCUCCUGGUGGCGCUACUUCAGCGUUGGCUAGAUUCAACCAAUCGCGGAAGACCCCAGUCGCAUCCACGUCCAGUGCCGCUCAGGCCAAACCCCCACCGGCCGCACCCAGCCCUGUUCAGAAUACAUUCUCAAACGACGGCAGCUUCAUGGCUCACUUCAUGAAGAUGCAGCAAGAGCAACAGAGGAAGAAGGCCGCCGAAUCAUCGGCAGCGCUUGCCCAGCAGCCCCCACCGCCACCCCGAGACUUCACCCAUGCCAUGCUGCUGCAGGAGGCCCAGCAAGGCUUCUCCCCAUCUCUUGGAAUGCAGAUGAGACACUUUGCAGAAGAGAAGGCAGCAGAAAUAGAGAAAAUACCCUUGCCACCUCCCCCUGAAGUAGCAGUGCCCUUUCCCCCCAGCAAAGCCAGAUCACCAACCAGCCCCGUACCCCUAAACAGACCAAGCACCUCUGCUGUCCGGGCCAAGAUCAGGGAGCAAAGGGAGAGACAGAUAGCAAACGUCUUUGGAAACUCUAGCGACUCUGAAGAGGAAGACGAAGGACAUGGCUCAGCAGGAAAGGGGGUGGAUUCAUCGAGCAAUGCCGGACUUGUCUCUCCGCCAGAGGACGUGGAUCUGAAGGACCUGGUUGACCGCAUCGCCAGGCAGGUGGCCGAGGGUGGGGACGCGGUGGAGGCGGUACUUCUUAGCACCUACCGGGACAUACCAAAGUACAGGUUCAUGCACGAUAAGAGCAGCCCAGCCCAUGGAUACUACAAGACCAAACUAGCAGUCUUUCGUCUUGCAGCAAAGGCUUCAAUUUCAUAUGCGCCACCAGCACCUUCAGCACCGCCGGCGGCCCCCAUGUCAGCUGCAGCGGCCGCAGCAGCAGCGGCAGCAGCAUCCAUCUCCCAGCAGCUUGGGUACGUGCCCCCCUCCUUCUCCUCGGGGGCUGAGGCUCCACCGGUGAAGAAGAAGAGGAGUCGAUGGGGCGAGACAGCAGCAGCGGAAGAGGCACCGCCCGUGAAGCAGAUGGCCCUGCUGAAGCCGGUCAACCCCGUGGGGAUGAUCGGGACGACGGAGCUGAGCGACGAUCAACAGAGACAGCUCAUGGAACAGCAAGAGAUGCAAAUGUUGUAUGAGAUGGUAAUCAAAACCCAGAAGCGGGAGGCGGAGCUGAUGAUGGAGAAGAAAGGCAAGGAUCCCAACAGGAAAUACGAGUACGACAGUGAUGAGGACAUUGAUGGAGGAACCUGGGAGCACAAGGCCAGGGCCAAAGAGAUGGAGGACACCCGCAAGAAGGCAGAGUUAUUGACAGGUAUGAAUCGAGGGAAACAUUUCAUCGGUGACUUCCUGCCUCCCGAAGAACUGGAGAAGUUCAUGGAAACCCUACAUGCCCUCCAAGAAGGCCGAACGCCGGACUACUCCGAGUACAAAGAGUUCAAGAUACAAGCAGACAAUAUUGGAUUUCAGAUGUUACAGAAGCUUGGCUGGAGUGAAGGAGAAGGGUUAGGGCCUGAGAAGCAGGGUAUUACAGCUCCUGUAAGGAGGGGAGAUCGAGUGGUCGAUGGAGUGGGCUUCGGCGUGGAACGGCCAGAGAAACUCAGCAGAGAUGAUGCUAGCGAUGAAUACACUGCCUUCAGGAAAAGAAUGAUGCUUGCAUACCGCUUCAGACCAAAUCCUCUGAACAAUCCAAGAAGACCAUACUACUGAGUGCGUGGACAAGAUCUCUUCAAGUCUAUCAGGGGCCCAUUUCACAAAACUUGCCAGUUAGGAAUGACCAGUUUUUGUUAUAUAAAAGCUAGUGAAAUCCUUGAUUCUGGUUGUUAUCAGCAGAUUUUUCAUUGAAGAAAGGCUUUGUGAAACGAGUCCCUGGUGUUUAUUCCAAUACUACAUAAACAAUGGUUGCAAGUAGGGCAUUGUAUGAGCUAACACAUUAGGAAAUUUCUCAAGUGCAUUAAAGUUUUACCAAGGUACAAAGCAGUGCUCAAAAUGCAUGUGUCCAAUAGGGCAGUGAAAUAUGUCCAUGUAUGUAUAUUUUGGUUCAGUUAAGUCAAGGAAGAUUUGUAUUUCAGCAAGUCCCAAGUGGCCAGCAAGAAUUAUGUAAAGAGGAUGCGUUAUUUAUAACAUGCUGUGAAUUUUUCAUUAAAGAGAUGCUCUUUAAUGUCUGAUGUAGGAUACAAUAAGACGUUUUCUUAAAAUAGUAAAACCUUGUGAUUUCUUUAGUAUAUAUUUUAAAAUGUAACAGCUUAAAUAACACCAAGUAAGUUCCAAUUAUAUUUUGGACAUCCUUAGAUUAUACCUGUGCUGUAAACUUGUAAAGUUGCAUCUUCCUAUCGAACAAAAUGUGUCAAAAGCUUUUCAGUUUAUAACUGUUAUUUCUAAAUCAUGAAUAUUUCAUACUGUACAAAUCUGAAAGAAAAUCUGAAAGAAAUCAUGAUCAUUUUCUAUCAAUAAGUAAGUCACAAAAUCUACCAAAACAUGUCCACAAGUCUGUAAUGAAUAGAUAUUUGGGUUGGUUUUCAUUGUGAUUUUAAACUUCAUCAGGAGGACAAAUUGUUAUAGCACGAUGUCUGUCCGGGAAAAACAUGUACCAAUAAUAAUAUUGCGUUGAGGACUUUUAUCAGGUUUUCUUUUUCUCUUUUUUUCUUUUUUCAAGUUGUUUAUAUUCACUAUUAUCCCUUUCAAUAGCACAGAAAUUAAUUCAUUAUUUAUUCACACGUGGGCUCCCCCCUGAAUAAAAAUGAUACUUAUGUGU
Strongylocentrotus purpuratus (purple sea urchin) is the source of this 3108-nucleotide messenger RNA. It is a transcript of the gene sugp1, whose product is annotated as SURP and G-patch domain-containing protein 1. The record is from RefSeq and is a predicted model, not a curated record. Gene Ontology annotation, molecular function: RNA binding. The transcript is spliced from 12 exons. Bases 174 to 2063 code for a protein of 629 amino acids. Gene Ontology annotation, cellular component: nucleoplasm. Gene Ontology annotation, biological process: RNA processing. Lineage: Eukaryota; Metazoa; Echinodermata; Echinoidea; Camarodonta; Strongylocentrotidae.